This is a messenger RNA of Microthlaspi erraticum, 741 nucleotides long. The record is from the annotation of a GenBank genome assembly. Lineage: Eukaryota; Viridiplantae; Streptophyta; Magnoliopsida; Brassicales; Brassicaceae.
AUGAUUUUCUUGGCUAGUCUCACAGGAGCAGGUUUUAGGAAGGACGAGUGGCUAACUCGAGGACAACUCGAUCGAGUCAAGAGCAAGCUCGAUCGAGUGAGCCGAACCCAGUCGAGUGGAGUGCUCCUGAUGGCCGUCUACCCAUCUCCAGACCACGACCUAGUCCUCCCAGUUCUUUGGGGGGCACUGAGGUCUUUUGGAGCAUUCUGGAGCAUAUGGGACAAGGAGCAUGGAGGGACUUGGCACAUGGAAGCAGCUCAACUGGAUACGCAAAGGAAGAAGGGAGAAGCCAUCUUGAAGACCAGCUCGACCGUCCACUCGACCAACCGGUCGAGUUCCUCAACUCGACCGGCCAAGCUUCAACUCGAUCGAGCUGAGAAGUCAAAGUCAAACCCGAAAAAUGCAGCUUGGGCGGUCAAGGAGCUUAAUUUCAAUCUUAAAACCGCAGCAGAGAGGCGCCUGAUCCAAUUGAACGAGCUUGAAGAGAUCCGACACCUGGCUUACGAGAACAGCCAGAUCUACAAGGAAAAGACCAAAGCGCUCCAUGAUAGAAACAUAGUGCCCAAGUCCUUUGCCGCGAAUGACCAGAUAAAAGAAGUCAAGCCAUAUGGAGCAGUGGUUCUUUGGGACCCUAGUGGAGGAGACUUCACCGUAUACGGUCAGAGGCUAAAACCAUACCUAGCCAACUCGGAAAAGGGAGUAGAGGAAAUCAUACCCUUGGCCGAUGCACCACAAGAAUAA